This is a messenger RNA of Pisolithus orientalis, 798 nucleotides long. RefSeq names its product ubiquinone biosynthesis protein Coq4. Gene Ontology annotation, biological process: ubiquinone biosynthetic process. NCBI's taxonomy places the organism in Eukaryota, Fungi, Basidiomycota, Agaricomycetes, Boletales, Pisolithaceae. The record is from RefSeq and is a predicted model, not a curated record. Bases 1 to 798 code for a protein of 265 amino acids. The transcript has 5 exons. Gene Ontology annotation, cellular component: mitochondrion; mitochondrial inner membrane.
AUGGCCUCCAUCCAGUGCCACUAUCACAGGGCAGCACUCUUGCUGCCUCUGAAAUGCAGCACUGCAAGCUACCCAAGAAGACUGCUUCGCUGCCUCGUUUAUCCUGGUCACAUACCACUUUCUCCGUUUGAGCGGACGUUUCUUGCCGCUGGCUCCGCAAUGAUGGCACUCGUAGACCCGAGGCGUGGUGACAUGGUCGCAGCGUGUGGAGAAACUACCGCAGGAUUCACAUUGAUUAAUUUACGGGACGCAAUGUUAAACUCUCCCGAAGGUCGGAGGAUCUUGAAAGAUAGGCCACGCGUGAACACGAAUACCCUUAACGUGGAGAGACUGAAGAGCUUGCCAGACAAUACCUUUGGCAGAGCUUACACCCGCUGGCUGGAAGCUUGCAAGAUCAAUCCAGACUCAAGAGAACCAGUCCACUAUAUAGACGACCCCGAACUCGCAUAUGUAAUGCAACGAUACCGUGAGACCCAUGACCUCUAUCACGCCCUUUUUGCGCUGAAAGUCUCAGCCAUGCCCGAGUUGGUUCUCAAGGCCUUCGAAUUCGCAAACCUUGGGUUCCCAAUGACCGCUCUCGCUCUCGGCGCCUCCAUCAAACUAAAACCCCCACAACGUGACAGGCUAUGGCGCGAGUUCAUUCCUUGGGCAAUGAAGUGCGGGAGUAAUGCCAGAUGCUUGAUAACUGUGUAUUGGGAAGAAAGAUGGGAGCAGGACCUGGACGAACUGAAGAGGGAGCUUGGGGUAUGGGAUCCACCAGUGGGUUGCACGUUUGAUGCUGUGCCCGCGGCACCAUAG